Corapipo altera (White-ruffed manakin) is the source of this 753-nucleotide messenger RNA. RefSeq names its product feather beta keratin-like. Gene Ontology annotation, cellular component: intermediate filament. NCBI's taxonomy places the organism in Eukaryota, Metazoa, Chordata, Aves, Passeriformes, Pipridae. Gene Ontology annotation, molecular function: structural constituent of cytoskeleton. The record is from RefSeq and is a predicted model, not a curated record. The coding region runs from base 36 to 386 and encodes 116 amino acids. The transcript is spliced from 2 exons.
UUCUUUGCUGUGAACAAGGUCCUGCACCCUCAGCCAUGUCCUGCUAUGACCUGUGUCCCCCCGGCUCCUGCGGCCCCACCCCGCUGGCCAACAGCUGCAGCGAGCCCUGCGUGAGGCAGUGCCAGGACUCCACCGUGCUCAUCCAGCCCUCGCCCGUGGUGGUGACCCUGCCCGGGCCCAUCCUGAGCUCCUUCCCCCAGAACACCACCGUGGGCUCCUCGGCCUCGGCCGCCGUGGGCAGCGCCCUGAGCGCCGGGGGGGUUCCCAUCAACUCCGGGGGCUCCCUGGGACUGGGGGCCUUUGGCUACCCCGGGCUGGGCGGUGGCUACAACCGGCCCUCCCGGCGCUCCAGCACCUUCCGCGGGGGCUUCUACGGGCCCUGGUAACGCUCUCCAGGAGGGAAAAGGCGGGAAGGAAUCACCAGGAAUUCUAAAGCACGACCUGACCCCGGCCUGAGCUCACGGCCACGGUUUGCAGACGUGAUGUUGGACACCCACGACUUCCCCCGGAGCCGCUGGAGCUGUGGGAGCUUUGCACCUCCUCCAACCAGGCCUUCGCUUGUCUUUUGUUGUGCUUUACUUGGUAUUUCUGAUCAAAUGUCUUGUCCUGCUUUUGUGUCUGUGUUUGAUAACAGGGAAAACACGGAAUUGUUAGGAAUUGUCCUGCAUGGCUGAUUUAGUGCAGUUCACCAAUGAAGAAGGAAGAUUUCAGGUUGCUGAGUGUGUCACUGUGAGAGGGAUGAAUGAGUGGGUU